Tachysurus vachellii is the source of this 2823-nucleotide messenger RNA. It is a transcript of the gene kcnq1.2, whose product is annotated as potassium voltage-gated channel, KQT-like subfamily, member 1.2. The transcript has 21 exons. Gene Ontology annotation, cellular component: membrane. Bases 1 to 2685 code for a protein of 894 amino acids. Gene Ontology annotation, biological process: transmembrane transport; potassium ion transport. The record is from RefSeq and is a predicted model, not a curated record. Gene Ontology annotation, molecular function: voltage-gated potassium channel activity. NCBI's taxonomy places the organism in Eukaryota, Metazoa, Chordata, Actinopteri, Siluriformes, Bagridae.
AUGAUGAACUUCGGAGGAGACGCGACGCAGCACCAGGAUGUGGAUCCCGAGCCCGGAUGGAGUGGACUGUACGACCCCUGGAACGGGAGACGGAGGGAGACGGCAGAAACUUUCCCGGAGGACGAGCUCUACUACAGCAGAGAGAUCAGCGAUUACGAGGACAAUGACGACAGGCCCGGGCGACCAAAUGAAGCGCGUGAUGGUGGUGAGCAUGAGGUGUCAAGCCCAUCCCCUAUCCCCUGCCAAUCCCCACCUAUGAGGGGUCUAUCCCCUAUAUGGGGCCCAUCACCUUUGAGGAGCCCAUCCCCUCUAUGGGUCCCAUUUCCUGUAAGAAGUCCAUCUCCUUUGAGGAGUCCACCCACUUCACAGAGUCCACGCCACUCUACAGUUCCUCUUCCCCGACCUCACUAUCACGUUAACACCGAAGACAUAGUGCCUGGUCAGCCUUAUGCCCAUGUCAUCAUGGUUCUUCCAGUUCCACAGCAGGGCAGGAGGAGGAGGGACGAAGAGGACUUCAAUCAGGAAGCUCCUCCUAGUAGUAGGCGGCGUGUGGAUCCUGAUGGGGAGAGAGCCAUGGAAGAGCAUCAGGGGCGUCCCAUUCGUCUCCUGUGUCGCGCACAACAUUUUGAUUGGUCUGGCAGCGGCGACACUGUUGUAACCAAAAUGCGCACUCCAAACGGAGACACUCUGAUAUGCCUGAACUCUGAGCGCAGCCAAGAAGAAGCUCCAGUAGCCAUGCCGGACGCACCAGAAGACAGCCCGUGCUGCUCUCCUGUUUCAGAGGAACAGAAACCCAUGGUGAAUAAUGAAUCAGGCGUACUAGACGGAAACACAAAAGAAUUAACUGAGCCCGGGGAAGACAGGGAGCCGUGCUCCUGCCCCUCUCCAUCGCUUUCUAGCAGCCCCGCUACCCCUUACUUCAAGCGCAAACCCUACCGUACCAAGACUAGCAUGCAGGGUGAUGUCUACAAUUUCCUAGAGAGACCAACAGGCCUGAAAUGCUUCCUCUAUCACUUCCUGGUGUUCCUCAUGGUCCUCAUAUGCCUGAUCUUCAGUGUGCUCUCCACUAUUGAGCAGUAUGCAGAAUUUGCCACUGGGACAUUGUUCUGGAUGGAAAUUGUGCUGGUGGUGUUUUUUGGUACGGAGUAUGUCGUGCGUCUGUGGUCUGCAGGCUGCAGGAGCAAAUACGUGGGCAUCGCAGGGAGAUUACGCUUUGCCCGAAAACCCAUUUCCAUCAUAGAUCUAAUAGUGGUGGUUGCCUCAGUUGUAGUACUUAGUGUGGGAUCCAAUGGACAGGUUUUCGCCACCUCUGCAAUAAGGGGAAUCCGCUUCCUACAGAUUUUGCGUAUGCUCCAUGUGGAUCGUCAGGGAGGCACAUGGAGGCUGCUGGGAUCUGUAGUCUUUAUUCAUCGACAGGAGCUGAUAACGACACUGUAUAUUGGAUUUCUGGGUCUAAUCUUCUCCUCAUAUUUUGUGUAUCUGGCGGAGAAAGACACGGUGGAUGAGGAGGGGAAGACGGGCUUCUCUAGUUAUGCCGAUGCACUCUGGUGGGGCGUUGUCACUGUGACCACUAUAGGCUAUGGAGACAAAGUUCCUCAGACCUGGAUAGGGAAGACCAUAGCCUCCUGUUUUAGUGUGUUUGCUAUCUCCUUUUUUGCUUUGCCAGCGGGUAUUCUGGGUUCAGGAUUUGCUUUGAAGGUCCAGCAGAAACAGAGGCAGAAGCAUUUCAAUCGCCAAAUCCCAGCUGCUGCUUCACUAAUACAGACGUUGUGGCGAUGCUACGCGUGUGAGAAGCCAAACGGCUGUCCGGCUACAUGGAAAAUAUACGUGCUGAUGGGUGACUACAUGCCAGUUAUAAACUCGGAGAACUCCAGUCCUGGAAACUUUAGAAAACUUAACAGACGAUACAGACGGAGGCUGAAGUCCACACGCGAUAACGGUUCUCUGGGAAAUUCAGGAGAAAAAGGUCUGGCCAUUCCUCAGAUCACUUAUGAUCAUAUUGAUGACAAGGAGGAAAAGCGAGAGGUUCCGUUCAUCUUUGAGGAAUCCACAGGUACAAACAGAGGCAUCACCAAGAUGUUCAGACAGACAGGUGAGCACCAUAGCCAGCACUCAUGGUCUUCUUUCAAUCUUACAUGUCCUGCUUCUCCAGCUAAAAAAAAGCUUGAUGGACCUCCUGAUAUCUCACGCACCAGCAGCCUAGUGGAUGACAUGGACUUUGCCAGUGAAUAUAUCCCACUCCCCAUUGUGACGGAUGCUUCGCAACUCACUCAUGCACAUCGAUCUGCAAUCAAGGUCAUAAGGAGGAUGCAGUAUUUUGUAGCUAGACGGAAAUUUCAGCAAGCAAGGAAACCCUACGACGUGCGAGACGUGAUCGAGCAGUAUUCCCAGGGCCACCUGAACAUGAUGGUUCGCAUUAAAGAGCUCCAGAGACGGAUGGAUCACACAUUGGGAAAGCCAGGAAUGUUCCUGCCAGAAAAAGGUGUUGACAAGGAGUUCUACACUGUUGGAGCCAGGCUGAUCAGACUGGAAGAGAGGGUGCUUCGGAUGGACCACAAAUUGGAGAGUGUCCUGAAGAUCCUGGUGGAGCAGUUCCAACUCGAACCAGAGCUGCUUCAGACACCGAGUUACUGCAGCUCCCGUUUGACGAAACGCCAGAGUGGCAGCACAGAGAAAGGACAGUGAGAGAAACGGAAAGCAGAUGAGGCCUUUUGUCCGUCUCGGAGACCCAGACACAACAGUGCGCAGAGUCACACAAUCGCACAAUGGUUCAGCUACAAAGCCAUACACAACUGAACAAUGUGGCCAUCUCUAAAGCAAGCG